Messenger RNA from Caenorhabditis bovis, 498 nucleotides. The record is from the annotation of a GenBank genome assembly. NCBI's taxonomy places the organism in Eukaryota, Metazoa, Nematoda, Chromadorea, Rhabditida, Rhabditidae.
AUGUCUGACCAAUUGGACAAGGAUCGAGCGAUUCGCAAGCAGCAGGAUGAAGAAUAUGCGGCGAGUCUUGCCAAGGAUAAAGCGAGACACGAGGAGAAAGUCAAAAAGCAAAUCGCCGAGAUUGAGAGUAAUGAGCGUCGAAAAACUAUCGAACAAUAUCGGGAGAAAUUGACAGACUUGAAAACGUCGGGAAAUUUGCGAAUUCUGGUUAGAUAUCCAAACGGGUCCCGCGAAAUUUUCCAUUUCUCUGAAAACGAUCCAAUUGAGAAGUUGUUCGAUGCGAUUAUCUCGAAACCAUUUUGUCCGGCUUACUUUUACGCCAAGUCUAUUCGGCCGAGCUUGCCUAUCAAAUGCUACCCGAAAUGGUAUACAGAAGUGCUUUCGAAGGAAUUUCCCGAGCAGAAUGAGAAUGUGUCAGCGAGUUUGGCUCAAUCAAUGACAAUCGGGCAGCAUUCAAUUCAAAACGAUUUCAUUAUUUUCAUAAAUGCGUUUCAUUAA